Molecule: messenger RNA, 1454 nt
Organism: Chrysoperla carnea
Lineage: Eukaryota; Metazoa; Arthropoda; Insecta; Neuroptera; Chrysopidae
Exons: 2
Coding region: 49-1314 (421 amino acids)
Molecular function (GO): serine-type endopeptidase inhibitor activity
Source: RefSeq, a predicted model, not a curated record
UUUUUUUUGGAAACGUUUUGAGAAAAACGUUGACUAUAAUAGUAAAACAUGAUGUGGAAAAUUAAUUCAUAUUUGAUUCUAUUAUUUUGUGUUCAGUUUGUGAAUUUUAGUGGUACGUCAGGGCUAUUGGCGCCACCGAAACCCGACAAUAAAUUAAUAACAAAUGAAGAAAUUAGUCAUCAUUUGCUUGACGAAAACGGUGGUAUCCGUGAAAAUGAAGAUUUCUUACCAAUAAUCACUUCACAAUCAAAAACUGAAAAUAAAUUAUCAAUCAAUGACCAUCAUUUGUUAAAUGAAAAUGAUGGAAUUCGUGAAAAUGAUGAAUUCUCUCUCAUCAGAGUUCUAUCGAAUAACACCCAAUCAAAUGAUAUAAUCACUACAUCUUCAUCGGAUAAGGAAUGUCCACACGAUAGUUUUCUAACACACGAUAAUCGUUGCGAAUGUAAGCCAUGUAUUCCAAAACAAUGUGAUCCGGAUGCCAAAUUAAUUGAAAUGGAACCAGGACUACCUGGUGAACCAGGCUUAUGUUGUCCUAUUUAUAAAUGUAUAACCCCAUGUAAGGCAAUCGAUGGAACCUUAAUCGAUCAUAAUACGUGGUGGAUUGAAAAUUGCCAAAAUUGUACUUGUUACAAUGGUAUUGGAGUGGAAUGUUUUGGAUUAAGUAAUUGUAAUAAUCGCAGUCAAGUACAAACCGUGGAUGAUAGUAACACAAGCAAUACUUGUAUUACAAGCACCGGGGAGCUAGUCCUUAACGGUGGAAAAUGGUCCCCGGAUUAUUGUACCGUUUGUACUUGUGAAAUGGGUGAUUUAAAAUGUAUUGCACAUUUUUGUGAGGGUAAUAGUGAGGUAAAACGUAUUCAAUCCACAACUGUCAGUGAUGAUUAUAACCUACAAAACUGUGAUCCAUUAUUCGAUUGUAAUUUACAAUGUGAGUAUGGUUAUCGAGUUAAAAAUGAUUGCGAAACAUGUGAAUGUGCUUUAAGUUUAGAAAUUUUAAAUUUCGCCAAACAGCGAAAUAUCUCAAUUGAUGACGCAUACCUGUUAAUACAAACGUACAAUUCAAAUAUAAAAUUCACACAACAGACGCCAUCUUCGUCCGGUCAUUGGACAAUAUUUUUAUCAGUUGCUAUUAUGGUCUUAUUUUUAAUUUGUUGUGUACUAAUUUGGUGUUUAAUACGAAAUAUGAAAUUACAAAAUACCAAAAUGGAUGUUGUUUGUAAGACACAUGAGCUUAAGAAAUUAGUAAAUGGACAAACAUAUGAUACAGGAAUAAAUGCAACGUAUAAAUAUACAACAAAUGAAUAUACAAAAUGAUCUUGUACGCAUGCGUUGCGCAUGUGUCGUGUGUGUGUGUGUGAAUAUUUUAUUGUUUUUUUGGUUCAUUUGGUUGUUGACAGUUCUGUUUUUUGUUUUAUUUUUGGAGAAACAUGGUAACACAUCACAGAAAAAAAUAU